Messenger RNA from Camelina sativa (false flax), 3042 nucleotides. NCBI's taxonomy places the organism in Eukaryota, Viridiplantae, Streptophyta, Magnoliopsida, Brassicales, Brassicaceae. The record is from RefSeq and is a predicted model, not a curated record.
AUGGUGGACAAGGAUUGGGUGCAUCUUUGCAGAGCUGAUCCUGCGUAUGAGAGAGGGGCUACAAAUUUUGUUCGAGCUGUGUCUGCGGAUAUGGGAGACGUUGAUUUGAUUGUAUGUCCUUGCAUUGAUUGCCGUAAUAUUGAUCGGCAUGCUGGCAGUAUAGUAGUUGAUCAUCUGGUAACAAGAGGAAUGGAUGAAGCAUAUAAGAUGCGGUCUGAUUGGUAUCAUCAUGGAGAAUUGAAUCCAGUGGUUGAUGGUGAAAGCAAUCAAAGUCAGUGGAAUGAUGAGAUUUUUGGGUUAUAUCAAGCGGCUGAAUAUCUGGAUGAGGAGUUUGCUAAUACGGAUGAGUUGAGUCAGAUUGCAGAGGGUGAGGAUUUGAAAGAAGAUGAGUUCCUUGCAAAGCUUGGGGAUGCUGAAACACCAUUAUAUCCAUCAUGUGUCAACCAUAGCAAGCUGUCAGCUAUUGUAUCACUGUUCAGACUAAAGACACAGAAUGGCUGGUCUGACAAGAGCUUCAAUGAUCUGUUGGAGACAUUGCCAGAGAUGUUACCAGAAGACAAUGUGCUGCACACAUCACUAUAUGAGGUGAAGAAAUUUUUGAAAUCCUUUGAUAUGGGUUACCAGAAGAUUCAUGCAUGUGUCAAUGAUUGCAUCCUAUUCAGAAAAAAGUACCAGACGCUUGAGAACUGUCCUAAAUGCAAAGCUUCAAGAUGGAAGACUAACAUGCAUACUGGAGAAGUAAAGAAAGGUGUCCCUCAUAAAGUAUUACGGUACUUCCCCAUAAUCCCACGCUUUAAGAGAAUGUUUAGGUCUGUUGAUAUGGCUAAGGAUUUAAGGUGGCACUUUAAUAACAAGAGUAGCGAUGGAAAACUCCGCCACCCUGUGGAUUCAGUCACAUGGGAUCAGAUGAAUGCUAAAUACCCUUCAUUUGCAUCUGAAGAAAGAAAUCUGAGGCUUGGACUUUCCACUGAUGGAUUUAAUCCAUUCAACAUGAAGAAUACCAUGUAUAGUUGCUGGCCUGUUAUGUUAGUAAACUACAAUCUGCCACCUGACUUAUGCAUGAAGAAGGAGAACAUCAUGCUUACAUUGCUAAUUCCUGGUCCACAACAGCCGGGUAAUAAUAUAGAUGUGUACUUAGAACCACUCAUUGAGGAUCUACAACAUAUGUGGAACGAUGGGGAGUUAACAUAUGAUGCUGUUAGUAAAUCAACUUUUACUCUUAAGGCAAUCCUGCUAUGGACGAUUAGUGAUUUUCCUGCUUAUGGGAAUCUUGCAGGCUGCAAAGUAAAAGGUAAAAUGGGAUGUCCUUUAUGUGGGAAAAAUACAGACAAUAUGUGGUUGAAGUUCAGUAGAAAACAUGUCUACAUGUGCCAUAGAAAGGAUCUGCCACCAACUCAUAGUUUUCGGUGGAAGAAGUCUUGGUUUGAUGGAAAAGCUGAACAUGGGAGAAAGAAAAGAGUAUUAAGUGGGCAGGAAAUUUCUCAACAUUUGAAAAAUUUCAAAAACAACUUUGGCAAUUUGAAACAGUCUGCAUGUAAGAGGAAAAGGAUGGCAUCAACUGGAUUGGGUUCUGAUAGUGAGGAUUUAUCUAGUGAAUCUGAGGAAGAUGAAGAGGAAGAGAUAGACGAGGAGGAGAUAUCAAGAUGGAAGAAACGGUCAAUCUUUUUUAGACUACCUUAUUGGGAGGAGCUACCCGUAAGACAUAACCUUGAUGUAAUGCAUGUGGAGAGAAAUGUGGCUGUGAGUAUAGUAUCGACAUUGUUGCAUUGUGGGAAAUCUAAGGAUGGUCUUAAUGCUCGCAAAGAUCUGGAGGUCCUUGGUAUUAGGAAGGAAUUGCAUCCUAGAACACAAGGAAAAAGAACAUACUUACCUGCAGCAGUUUGGUCUUUGUCCAAGGGAGAGAAAAAGAUUUUUUGUAGGCGACUUUUUUAUUUCAAAGGCCCAGAUGGAUACUGCUCAAACAUAUCAAGAGGCGUAUCAUUACAAGACUGUAAGGUCACAGGUCUGAAAUCCCAUGAUUAUCACGUGAUAAUGCAACAACUUCUUCCAAUUGCACUUAGAGGUUUGUUACCCAAAGGUCCGAGGGUAGCAAUUGUACGCUUAUGCGCAUUCUUCAAUCAGUUGUGUCAGCGAGUAAUUGAUAGGGAUCAGAUAUUGGCAAUGGAAGCUGAGAUUGUUGAAACUCUUUGCAUGUUUGAAAGAUAUUUUCCUCCAACUUUCUUCGAUAUCAUGGUGCAUUUGACGGUACAUCUAGGACGUGAAGCUCGGCUAGGUGGUCCAGUUCAUUUUAGAUGGAUGUACCCAUUUGAGAGGUAUAUGAAAGUUCUUAAAGACUAUGUGAGAAACACUGCAAGACCAGAGGGGUGUAUUGCUGAAUGCUACCUUUCAGAAGAAUGCAUCCGGUUUUGUAGUGAAUUUUUGAAAAAGACUACAAAUGUUCAAGAAAAGAUGGAUAGAAACACUGACUUUGAGAACAACACGAUUCUGGAAGGACAUCCAAUAUCUGCAGGCACUCCAAUCACUCUUACUGAAGCGGAGAAGAAAAUAGCCCAUAUGACUGUCAUACAAAAUAUGGUUUUUGUUGAUCCUUAUGUUGAGCUAGUUAGCAACGUCACAGUCUCAGUUGAUAACAAAAGUCAGAAUAGUGGUGUUUUUUAUGAGGCUACGGCAAUCUGUAGGUCUAGUGCAAAGGACACUUCACAAGUGAUGGAUUUGGUAUCUUACUAUGGGAGAGUAACUGACAUUAUAUUGUUGGACUAUAAUGUCUUUUACGUCCCUCUCUUCCAUUGUCAAUGGGCAGUAAGGGGAAAUGGAGUUAAGGGAUCCAUACUAGCCUCUCAAGCUAAGCAAGUGUUUUACUCAAGGGAAAAUGAGUCAUCGAGUUGGUAUGUGGCUAUGAGAGGUCCUUCAAGAAGAUACACUCAGAAAGAAUAUGAAGAUGGAAUAGCAGACAUUAGGCCAUUGCCACCAGAUAUUGACGUUGGUGUUGACUUGGAUGAAUCUGAAAAUGAGCGAACAGAUUGUGAAGGAAUAUAUGUGUGA